AUGGCAAAGCCGACAAGCAAUAAGAACCAGAUCCAGCAGUAUAAGAAGAGGCAGACCAAGCUCAACGAACUACUGUACAACCAGCCAUCAAGGCUCCAGAUCUCUCCUAUGCAGGUUCUUGUGAUAUCUCUCAUCUUCAUUGCAAAUGUGUUUCUCCUGCAUAUACUUGCAAAGCUUGUGCCUAGCUCGUCGCUGCCCCAGGCUGCGAUAGCCCUGAUGGUGGUUCUGUUAUCAAUUGCAUUCUCCUUCCUAUCUAGUAAAUGA
Molecule: messenger RNA, 264 nt
Organism: Encephalitozoon cuniculi GB-M1
Lineage: Eukaryota; Fungi; Microsporidia; Unikaryonidae
Exons: 1
Coding region: 1-264 (87 amino acids)
Source: RefSeq, marked provisional